GGCUUCAAACACACUGCAUUCACAAGUGAUGGCUGCAUCCAGCUUGUAUUGCUUCACCUUGCCCCAAGAAGACCCAGGACAGGCAUCAGCCAUGCGGAUCCUCUACCUGCUCUUCCCCUUCUUCCUCCUGUUGGUCCACGGUGCUGCAGGAUCCUCCUUGGGACCAACAAAUAAGGAAGAAUGUGAGAAAUCAGAGGGGUACUGUGGAUUUCUGAAUUGUAAAUUCCCCUUUGUCAUCAAUGGACGAUGUUCCAGGUUCUUCUAUUGCUGCAAAAAUUCGUGGGGUUGAGACCCUGAAAUUCUUGAGAAGAACAUCCCAUUCGCUUCUGGCUCCUGAAAAUCCCCUGCUGAUGUCCCCUCUCGUCCCUGCCUGUACCAUGGCCAGCUGGGGUGACAGCAGCAGUGGCAGCUGCUCCUGCUGGCUGCUGCUGGGCUGGAGCCCUGUGGUGCCAACCCCGCUGUCUUUGGGGCAGGGGCUGCUUUUCCCAGCUUGAAUAAAGACGAGCACUUUGGCAUUGCA
This is a messenger RNA of Cyanistes caeruleus (blue tit), 520 nucleotides long. The record is from RefSeq and is a predicted model, not a curated record. NCBI's taxonomy places the organism in Eukaryota, Metazoa, Chordata, Aves, Passeriformes, Paridae.